Molecule: messenger RNA, 862 nt
Organism: Ambispora leptoticha
Lineage: Eukaryota; Fungi; Glomeromycota; Glomeromycetes; Archaeosporales; Ambisporaceae
Source: the annotation of a GenBank genome assembly
AUGAAUAAUAUCGGAAUAUCCAAUAUCAUUGUUCAGUUUUUUGUAAAACAGAAGGAUUUACAAACUACUCAUCUUAUUGAGUCAGAACCCGUAAAUAAUAAUUCAAUGAUAAUUUCAUUUUCUGAUGCCGGGACAGAAAACAUCAAUUUCGCGUCUCCAGCACUUAAAGAAGCAAUUGAUUUGGGAAACACUUAUAUUUUGUCACCAAAGCAGAAAUAUCUCUUAUGGUUUUGGCGAAUUCAAAAGAAAGAUCUCGAUCUGCGUAACUGGAAAGAUAAAGUUGGUUUUAAAAGCAAAACAAAUGACUAUUACAUAAUUGAAACACUUAUACAAAAUGCCAAUCCUAUAAACACAACAAAUUUUCCAUUUUCGAUUGUUGAUAUCAGAUAUCAAACACGCUUCGUUGAAGUAGAUACGGAGACAAAACAAAACACGAUCCUCGCUUUAUUAAGCAGUCUUGGAGGAGCAUAUGGUAUUGGCACACAGCAAAUAGGUCCAUGGGGGAUGGCUUAUGAAGUUUACGGGGUUCGUAAUAGUCUCAAACAAAGGGUUAAAGAGAAAUUUCAGUCUCAUUUUCCACUUGUAGAAAUAAAAUAUCCUGACGAUAUUAGUGACGAAGAUAUAACAUUGGGAAAUAUUAGCCAACGAUUACAUAAUUUGGAGUGGCAAAAUGCGUUACUUCAAUUGCUGAUUAGAGAAUACGUAAUCGACAUCGGAAAUUUUGCCGAGUUAAAGAAAUCAAUAGAUAAAAAAAGGCAGACAGAGCACUCUUUCUCAGUCGCUCUGACGUUGGGACCAAUCUAUCAGAAUCUCGACAACUUGUUUCACGAAGAUAAUCUCGAAAUCGCGAAAAACGUCAUCA